This is a messenger RNA of Akanthomyces muscarius, 756 nucleotides long. RefSeq lists its product as uncharacterized. Lineage: Eukaryota; Fungi; Ascomycota; Sordariomycetes; Hypocreales; Cordycipitaceae. Bases 1 to 756 code for a protein of 251 amino acids. Gene Ontology annotation, biological process: ribose phosphate biosynthetic process. Gene Ontology annotation, molecular function: sedoheptulose-bisphosphatase activity. The transcript is spliced from 4 exons. The record is from RefSeq and is a predicted model, not a curated record.
AUGCCGACGCCCAAAGUCUUCAUCGUCCGCCACGGCGAGACCGAGUGGUCGCUGAGCGGCAGGCAUACGGGCCGCACCGACAUCCCGCUCACUGCCAACGGCGAGAAGCGCGUCCUGGCCACGGGCAAGGCCAUGGUUGGGCCGGAUCGCCUGAUUGUGCCCAGCAAGCUCGACCACAUCUAUGUAUCUCCCCGGAAGCGCGCCCAGCGCACCUUUGAGCUCCUCAACCUCGGCCUUCCAGACGGCAUCCUGCCCUGGAAGCCGCACGGCUCCAACUCAUGCGUGGGCCUCGAGUGCGCCGCCGGCGUCCAAGUCACCGACGACAUCCAAGAGUGGGACUACGGCGACUACGAGGGUGUCACCAGCCCCGAGAUUCGCAAGCUGCGCGCGAGCCAGGGCCUCGACCAAGGCGGCAGCGGACGCUGGGACAUUUGGCACGACGGCUGCCCGGGCGGCGAGAGCCCGCAGGACGUGACGAGGAGGCUCGAUAGGCUGAUUGACGAGAUUCGGGAAAAGUACCACCGUCCGGUGCUGGAGAAGACGCAUCCGGAUCCGACGGCCACGGGCAACGUGCUGAUUGUCGCGCAUGGUCAUAUUCUGCGUGCGCUAGCGCUGCGAUGGAGUCGCAGUGAACUGGACGCUGGGCCGACGUUUUUGCUCGAGGCGGGCGGUGUUGGUACACUGAGCUACGAGCAUCACAGUAUUGAUGAGCCCGCCAUUCUGCUCGGCGGCGCUUUCGUCGUCGGUGACGAGUAG